This is a messenger RNA of Arachis duranensis, 2132 nucleotides long. RefSeq names its product KH domain-containing protein HEN4. Gene Ontology annotation, molecular function: mRNA binding. The record is from RefSeq and is a predicted model, not a curated record. The transcript is spliced from 7 exons. Gene Ontology annotation, biological process: regulation of gene expression. NCBI's taxonomy places the organism in Eukaryota, Viridiplantae, Streptophyta, Magnoliopsida, Fabales, Fabaceae. Bases 98 to 1960 code for a protein of 620 amino acids. Gene Ontology annotation, cellular component: nucleus; cytoplasm.
AAAUUGCAAGCUUGCGUCAUUGACACGUGCCGCGAGCUCAUUUGCUUUAAUUUUGUACAGGUGCACGUGCUUCAAUCCACACACUUAGAUUUCAUUGAUGUCUAACAACAAGCGUCCGCCGGACCCCGCUCCUCUCCCCGGCAGCGCCACCGCCAAGCGCCGCCAUUUUCCGCCGGAAACUGUCUUCCGUGUCGUGUGUCCGCCCUCAAGGAUUGCGGAUCUGACGGCCCACACCGGCGACGGAGUUAAGAUUCUUGUUGAUGACUCUGCUCCUCCAAUCUCCGAUCACGAAUGCAUCCUAGUUGUCGUAACCGCUCCAUCUGAGCAACCACCAGUUACUGCCGGUGAAUGGGAGGGUGGAGUUGAGGCUUCACCGCCUCAGCAAUCUCUUGUUAGGGUUUUGGAACGAAUCGUGGAGCGUGAAGAACACGGUAGUAAUCAGAACGCGAAUUCGACGGUUUCGUUUAGACUGGUUGCUCCGAGCUACCAGGUUGGGUGCGUGGUUGGAAGAGGAGGGAAAAUUGUGGAGAGGAUUAGGCAAGAGAGUGGCGCCAGUGUUAGGGUUUUAGCAAAGGACCAAGUUCCCCUUCCUCCUCCUGGAGAUGAGUUCAUUCAGAUAACAGGAAACUUUGGUGCAGUGAAGAAGGCGCUUCUCUCUGUUUCAGCUUGUAUUUUGGAGAAGGAGGCAUCCAAUUCUGGCGCUUUUAAAUCUUCUGGGCCUGGGGGACACCAUGGAGCAGCACCACCUCACCAUGUUGAACCUCAUCGUGAAAGAUAUGGUCCUGAUAGUCACACCAGGGGUUAUGCUCCUUUUCCUGGGCCUGAAAAUGCUGGGCAUGGUCAUAGGCCGUUUAUUGAAGAGGAUGUUAUCUUCAAGCUAUUGUGUCAGCACGAUAAAGUUGGUAGUCUUAUUGGGAAAGGGGGUUCUGUAGUUCGGGCCUUGCAAAAUGAUACUGGUGCAUCCAUACAAAUUGUUGACACCGGACCUGAUUCAGAGGAACGUGUGGUUGUGAUAGCUGCACGAGAGAAUUCAGAUUUAAAGCAUUCUCCUGCGCAAGAAGCUGUUAUCCGUGUUCAUAAUCGACUUACAGAGAUUGGAUUUGAACCUAGUGCUGCAGUUGUUGCUAGGCUGCUUGUGCGUUCCCCACAGGUAGGCUGCCUUUUGGGCAAAGGCGGUCUUGUUAUAUCUGAAAUGCGAAGAGCCACGGGUGCCAGUAUACGCAUUUUUUCAAAAGAACAAAUUAAAUUCAUAUCCCAAAAUGAAGAAGUUGUACAGGUUAUUGGGAACAUACAAUCCGUACAAGAUGCUUUGUUUCACAUAACCAGCAGGAUUAGGGAGACGAUUUUCCCAAUGAGGGCUCCUCCAAAUUUUAGCGCACCGCCACACAUGCCUCCGUUCCCAGACAUGCCACCUUCAUUUAGACCAAGAAAUCACUUGAUGUCCUCUGGCCACCCCGCUCAUCCUGUUGGCCCUCCUCAUGGAAUUGACCAUUCAGCUGUUCCACCACCGCCACCUGAUCAACAUGGAUUUUCACAUGGUAUGGGUUGUGGUCCACCUAACAUGGACCGAGCUCCAUAUCCUCGUGGUUAUGAAGGACCUAAUUCUCCAAGGUUGUGGAAUCCUAUGGCAGUUAACAGAGGAAAUCCAGGUGGACCAGCUGAUCCAUCGAGUUUGGUUCCAAGAAAUGGGACCCCUGGAAGGAAUGGGAACUCAUUACAUAGUCCAAAUAGCUCAAACGUUGAGGUCACCAUCCCUCACAUGUAUUUAACCCAUGUCUAUGGGGAGAACAACAGCAACCUAGUCCAGAUUCAACAGAUCUCGGGGGCAAAUGUGGUCGUUCAUGAUUCAAAACCUGGGGGAACUGAAGGCAUUGUGACUCUGUCUGGAGCAGCAGAUCAAACACAAUUUGCUCAGAGUCUAAUUCAAGCUUUCAUUUUAUGUGGGCAGACUGCAGCUUGAGACGACAAAGAUAACAUGAAAUCUAGGAGGCUCUCUAUUGUUUAGUAGUGUGUAUACAAGUUUUGUAUUACAAAUUUAGCAUAUUCUUCGUGAAGGGUUAGGAAAAUAUGAUUGAUUUCAUAUUCAACUAAAAUUGCAAGAGGGUAAUGCAAUUGUGUUAUUUUUUGCAUCA